Messenger RNA from Aptenodytes forsteri (emperor penguin), 722 nucleotides. RefSeq lists its product as uncharacterized. Lineage: Eukaryota; Metazoa; Chordata; Aves; Sphenisciformes; Spheniscidae. The record is from RefSeq and is a predicted model, not a curated record. The coding region runs from base 1 to 714 and encodes 237 amino acids. The transcript is spliced from 4 exons.
AUGGGGCCGGACACACCGAGGAAGCCCCGGGACGGCUUCUCGCGUCCCGGCGGAGAACAGCACUCGGCCCCGCUGGGCAGGGCCCGGCACCGAGCAGCAGAGAGGGCACCACCGGUAGCCCGGAGCAGUGGGACCGGCUCGGCUCGAGACAUCAGAUGUCACCUUCUGCGACACACGAAGAAAAUCCUGCGUGGUCGAUUCCACUUGCUGCUCAGAAUGUCACCUGCCACUGUGGUCGCCCUUUCUUCUGCCAUAAAAGUACAAGACAGAUGGAAAGGAUCCAUAGUGGUCUGCAAGUACAAGGUGUCAUCUGGUAAGCGUCUCGUGGUGCUCAAUAGAUACCCCCCAGCCCAGGUUUGCCUGCCGGUUGUGAAGCGAACUGACGGUAAGGGGCCAGCCCUGUGUCUGGAGGCUCCUGGCUCUGUCUCCAGUGGGUGCCCUGCAGGUGUGGCGGCGAGAGCUGUCUGGUGGGGAGAGUCUGGAGCCCGCAGGGACUGGGGACGUUUGUGGCCCGUCCCAGCCGGGGAAUGGAGUGGGAGCAUUGCGGAGCAGUGCCUGGGCAAGAGACUUGGCACCAUCAUCUGGCACACUGCCCCUCCGUGGGGCAGCCGCCAGCCUGCGGGACAGGGGCUGGGUGGGCUGCCCCCCUUUAUGUUUCUAGCAGAGCUCCCCUUCUUUUGGGGGGGCAUGUACAUAUGUAAGUGGCAUUAUUAAAUUAACGA